UUGAAGCGGGUGCUGUAUUUGUUUCGCUUUCAAGCAGAAUCUAGAAGAACACGUGAUCGGUUCCGAUUUUAUCCGACUCCGCAGUUAGUGAGUGUUGAAAACAUUUUGAAGACUUGCUGCGUGGGAAAUUUGCUAAUCGUGCCGAUAAAAGUCAUGAGGAAAACAAUUGUCAUACCCUUCGCCGCAUUGCUAUGCUACUGCGUAGUAAACCAAGCUACGGCACAAUCAUGGCUGCAAUCAGGGAGUUUCGCACCGCUGUACCGUACAACACCGUCUCCAGUUGCCAGAGCUAGAGUUCCAACAACCAUCAAUUUUUCGAAUCGAAGAUCUCAGCUAAGUGUGGAUCUUGAUUCGUCCGUGAGAAACAUUGACACCGCAAACGAUGAACAGCUGUCACGUGCAGUGGUUGAGUUGGCCCUUCAAAUAGGUCGGAUAUCUGCCGACUCUAACAGCCCAGCAGAGGUUUUCUCACCAGUCAGCAUCAUGGGAGUGCUGAACAUGCUCCUAAUGGGUUCCAACGGACUAACUCGGGCAGAGUUGUUUGGUGCCCUCAACCUCAAUGAAAAAACUGACUACAAACAAUACCACCGAAGAGCGGGUGCUAUGAUGAGAAACCUCCUGUCCAAAACUCCGAAGCAACUCGAUCUGCUCGGUUGGAAAACGAAUACUUGCAAUACCUACGAUUACGAUUAUGAGGAUAACGAGCCUCAACCACCGGCCACUCCAAAAGUAAACAUCCUCAACAUCGCCAACGCAAUUUUUGUGCAGAACAAUCUGCCAAUAAAUCCAAAAUAUGAAUCCGCAGCUAUGGAAAUCUACGGUGCAACGACCCAGAAGAUUGACUUCCGAAAUGCACCAGUCGCUAUAUCUACCAUCAACAAUUGGGCUAACCAAGCGACCUUCGGCAAGAUCCGAGAAAUUUUGAGUGGAUCCUUCUCCACAGACACCUCGAUGGUCAUCGCUAGCUCGCUGUACUUCAAAGCUACCUGGCAAAAUGAAUUCAUUCCGAAAAUCACCAGGCCAAAAGAUUUCUACCCUGAUGGACAGGACCGGCCCACUAUCAAGGUGGACAUGAUGUCUAUGAUUCAAUGUUUGCCCUAUCUCUACGAAAAGUCUCUGGGUUUCAAAAUGAUUGGACUUCCCUAUAGUGACAACGCAACCACCAUGUAUGUCAUGAUGCCCGUAAACUCUUCGCGAGUCAAGAUACGUGAGCUGCAGAACCGGCUGACUGCCGGCCAGAUUGAUUCGAUGAUCACCAAGAUGAAACUUCGCACGACAACCCUCACCUUCCCGCGGACGCAACUUGAGAGCAGCACCAAUCUGGAGAAGUCAUUCCGCAAACUUGGCGUAAAGUCGAUCUUUAACGUUCAGAGCAGUGAUCUCGGUAUGAUGCUGAACCAGAAUGCUCGGGGGAAAACCCGUUUAUUUGUGAGUCAAAUCAGCCAUAAGGUGAAUCUUAGCGUGGACGAAAAUGGAACCGAGGGGGCUGCGGUGACGAUGACUCUCAUCGACCGGUCUGCCUCAUCAGUUUACUUUAAUGUAAAUCAGCCGUUCCUGGUUUACGUUCGGCACGAUCCCACGAGAUUACCGCUUUUCUACGGGGCGGUGUUUGAUCCGCGGGGUUGAGAAUGGUUGAAUCGUGAUUAGUGUUGGUAAGCUAUGUCGGCGCCUAUGUAUGCCAAAGAAAAGUAGAAAUCAUCAAGCGUUGAUUUUAAUUUAUUAUUUAUUGUAUAUUAAUAGAUACGCGAAUGGUGCCGUGCACUUGUUGUAUAAUGUUCGGAAUAAAUUGCAGCAGUUCAGGUGUGUUAUAAUUGAAGCAUUUUUGUUUCUACCUUAGGGGCGGUUCAAAUAUGACAUCCACAAGUUUUUCGAUUGAUUUUUUCUCGCACCCUGUGACAUGCUUUUACCCAUACCAAUUACAGGUACUGGCACAAAUUAAAGCACCCCCUCCGCCCCAAGAGUGGAUUUCAUAUUUGAAUCACCCCUUACAAGCUUGUUUAGGUCAUGCAACCGUUGGUAGUUAGACUUAAGCUGAACUGUGAACUAUCAAAUGUAACUCCCAAAAGCAUCGUCCAAAUCUCUGAAUUGCAACUUUUCUUUUGCGGGUGAAACGAAAUCUCUAAGAAAAGUAAAGUCAAUUGUUAAAAAAAAACAUUAGCCCACGUUUAUGAGCUUAAAAAAAUCAGUAUUCAUGAUUUUAUGAACCGUACAUUUUUUUCUGGACUUAAAAUUGUAAUCUAAAAUUAAGUAGGAUAGGCCACCAAACAUAUAAGAAAUAAAAGACAUUUGAACAGUAUACCCCU
Ochlerotatus camptorhynchus is the source of this 2303-nucleotide messenger RNA. Its product is annotated as serine protease inhibitor 28Dc-like. The record is from RefSeq and is a predicted model, not a curated record. Lineage: Eukaryota; Metazoa; Arthropoda; Insecta; Diptera; Culicidae. The coding region runs from base 154 to 1626 and encodes 490 amino acids. Gene Ontology annotation, molecular function: serine-type endopeptidase inhibitor activity. The transcript has 3 exons.